Cajanus cajan (pigeon pea) is the source of this 1128-nucleotide messenger RNA. RefSeq names its product fasciclin-like arabinogalactan protein 11. The record is from RefSeq and is a predicted model, not a curated record. Gene Ontology annotation, cellular component: plasma membrane. Lineage: Eukaryota; Viridiplantae; Streptophyta; Magnoliopsida; Fabales; Fabaceae. Gene Ontology annotation, biological process: plant-type secondary cell wall biogenesis.
ACAAAACCAAUCAUUUGCAAUCCUUUAAACCUUCAUUUACAAAAGCCAACACAAUGUUGAGGAACCAAUUUGUCUUGUCUUGUUCACUAGCAUUGAUAGUUUCAUUUUUGUACUCCACCACCACUUUUGCACAAUUAUCACCAGGUUCUGCCCCUCUAAAACCACCCCAACCUAGCCCUACCCCACCAGUUGAGGCUCCCAAACAAGCAUUAGUUCCUUCAUUGCCACAAUCACCAAGUGAUUCCACCCCUGACACUGCAGCAGCAGUUGACAUUGUUGGAAUCCUAAGGAAGGCUAAAUCAUUCAACAUCCUAAUUCGUCUCAUGAAAACCACCCAAUUGAUCAACCAACUCAAUGCACAACUCCUCACUACUAAAUCUGGUGGCAUUACCAUUCUUGCACCUGAUGACAGUGCCUUCUCAGAACUUAAAGCAGGCUUCCUCAACUCUCUUUCUGAUGGACAAAAACUCGAGCUUUUACAGUUCCACGUUAUUUCAGAGUAUGUAUCUAGCUCCAAUUUUGAUACCCUAACAAACCCUGUGAGAACACUUGCAGGAGCUAAACCUGGAAAGGUGGAACUUAAUGUUGUAAGUUACGGUGGAAGUGUAAACAUCUCAACGGGUGAGGUUAACACAACCAUCACUGGCAUUAUAUAUACAGAUAAGCAUCUUGCUAUAUAUAAGGUGGGAAAAGUGCUUCUUCCAAUGGACUUCUUUGUAGUGGCCAAGGCACCAGAAAAGGGACCCUCAUUGGCACCACAACCUUCAGCAAAGGCUCCUAAACCUGAUAAGGACCCAUUAUCCCCAGAUUCCUCAGAAUCAUCUCAGAUUAAUUCCACAAACGAGAACUCUGGUAAUGUGAAAAUCAAUGCGCAUGGAAAGUGGAUGACCCUUGUUCUUGGAGUAGUUCUCGUGAUUUUAUUGUGAUCAUAAACUAGAAUAGGAUCUGAAUUUACGGACGGAGCUAUUAGUUACCAUGCAGUUAAUACCCAAAAGUGUUAAACGAUAUGUUGUGUGAUUGCGAGAAAGGAGUGAAUGCGGCAGGGAACAAUUAUGAGAGAGAAUUAGGGGAUCUGAGCUUGUUGUUUGCCUCUACGAAUUUAUGAUAUAAAUAUAAACAUAAGAGUUU